CUUCAUAUAAUGGUAAUAUAACACGAAUAGAAUCAACAGAUAUUGGUAAAAAUAUUAAUCAAUAUAUUCGCUUAGAAAUGAUGGAAGAAGAUAUUUUAUAUUAUGAUGUGAUAAAUCAUGAUAAUUAUGAGGAUACAAUAGCUGCCAGUAGUUCAGAAUCAACUAAUAUUAGUGAUAAUAACCAAUAUGAAAUAAUAAAUAAAGAUAUUAUUUUGCUUGAUGAUAAUAAUACAAGUGAUGGCGAUGAUUUAUCGGACAAUUUAAUAAAAGGACUUCAGUUACUUUAUAUCAAGGAAAAGCAUACACUUUCAGACAAAGCAUUUAAUGAGAUCAUGACAAUUUUUGGUCUAUUAGAUGUUUCUCUUUUUAAACUUCGAAAAAACUUAGAAAACAUCAUUCCAAUUAAACCUAAACUUGUAGACAUGUGUUGGAAUUCGUGCUGUGCGUAUAUUGGAAAGGAUGUAAAUUGUAAUACAUGCUUUAUAUGUGGAGAGCCAUGGUAUAUACCUGGAAGAGUACUAAAACAACCCCAAAAGUCUGCUGCAUACUUUUCUGUAAUUGAUAGUUUAAGAAUACAGUACAAAGAUCCAUCUCGAGCUAUGAUUUUUCAAUAUCAGCAUGAAUAUAUAUCAAGUGAAGAAUACAUAUCUAAUAAUGAUAAAAUUGAAGAUGUGAUUGAUGGCAAUCAAUAUAAGUCUCUGCCACAAGGAUAUGACAGAACUAAUUAUAACCCAGAGAAUUUACCAAUGCAUACUCAUAUUAGCUAUCUUCAAGAUAUUGAAGCAAUAGAAAAUGAAAUUGGAGGAACAAGAACUAGAAUACAACGUGAACGAGAUAUAAAUGAGCAUAGUAUCUUAUUAGAGUUGCGUUCAAUUGAUUUUCCUGCAUCAUUUCCAAUAGAUAUUAUGCAUGCACUUUUUGAAAAUAUAGCUUCACAUAUGUUUC
Messenger RNA from Funneliformis geosporum, 945 nucleotides. The record is from the annotation of a GenBank genome assembly. NCBI's taxonomy places the organism in Eukaryota, Fungi, Glomeromycota, Glomeromycetes, Glomerales, Glomeraceae.